AGUCCACUGCCAGCCGUGCUUAGAUUCUUAAAACUCUUACAACCACAACCCAUGACCCGACGGUUUUUUUUCUCACAUCACCAAAAUCAGACCACGACCAAAAUAAGCUUCCUUUUCCUAUCAUUUCAGGGAUCUUCCCCAGCUAUUUUUCACGCUGAUACAGAAUUAUAUAAUUUGUUUUGAAGUAUUUUUGAAUUUCCUACAAGCAACGAGAGAUGCAGGCAUCAAGGGCAAGGUUGUUUAAGGAAUACAAAGAGGUGCAGCGAGAAAAGACGGCGGAUCCCGAUAUUCAACUUGUUUGUGAUGAUUCCAACAUAUUUAAAUGGACUGCUCUAAUCAAGGGACCAUCUGAGACACCUUAUGAAGGUGGAGUGUUUCAGCUUGCAUUCGCUGUUCCCGAGCAGUACCCUUUGCAACCCCCUCAAGUGCGGUUCUUGACAAAAAUAUUUCACCCCAAUGUGCAUUUUAAGACUGGAGAGAUCUGCCUUGAUAUAUUGAAGAAUGCAUGGAGUCCUGCUUGGACACUUCAAUCUGUUUGUAGGGCUAUAAUAGCCUUAAUGGCUCAUCCAGAACCUGAUAGCCCUCUUAAUUGUGAUUCUGGCAAUCUUUUAAGGUCUGGUGAUAUGAGGGGAUUCCAGUCCAUGGCAAGAAUGUACACCAGACUUGCUGCCAUGCCUAAAAAAGGGUGAACUUAAAUGGUGUAAUGAACAGUCUUAAACUGUAAGCGAUUCACUUGUUGUGCUUUCCAAAUAACAUUCAAGAAUGUCUCCAGUUUUUCUGAUCCAACAUAUAGAUUAUAGAACAACAUUGAUGUUUAUGUAUCUAGAUUACCAAUAAACCAGUAUCCUAAAGAAAUUGAAUUGUGUUUAAAAGCACUAAAUAACAUUAUUGCAAUUUCUAUUCUA
Molecule: messenger RNA, 905 nt
Organism: Gossypium raimondii (Peruvian cotton)
Lineage: Eukaryota; Viridiplantae; Streptophyta; Magnoliopsida; Malvales; Malvaceae
Product: protein PEROXIN-4
Exons: 6
Coding region: 216-689 (157 amino acids)
Source: RefSeq, a predicted model, not a curated record